ACGUGUUUUUCUAUUACUCAUCAUCAUGUUUGUUUCGGGAUCUUUUAUCUUUAAGCUGAAUCUUUUGGUUCGUUAAUCAAUAUCUACAGCGAAUCAGUUUAAAUGGAGUAUUAUUUUGUAUUUCCGAUAGAACCGUAUAUAUAAACUUGCCCUGCCGCCAGCCCUAGGUCACAUACUCAAGCCGGCGUGCGUUACGUCAACGGCAGAAGCGGCGGCGGCGUCAUGGACCGUCCCGAUCCUGCGGAAGAAGCGAGUCACCGGGAGUUGAUGGCCGGCCUGGGCCUGUACGAUGCCGACUGGGCGCUUGCCAAGUCGGUGGAGCUGUCCGACGUCCAGGCCGGGCAGAACCGGCUGCUGCUGCUCAGGCAGCCGGUGCGUGCAGGCUCCAUCCCCAGGCUCUUCCCGGAGGUGGAGCAGCUCGACGACACCGGGAAGAAGAACGCCCAGAACACGGUGAGAGUCACGCUCCUCUACGCGGGUGGCGUCGAGAAGGAGGGCGGCCUCGUCUUCCUCAACUCCAACCAGGCGUACCGGAUCAACGGGCCCGGGUGGAGGCAGUUUGUGGCCGAGAGCGGGAUCUCGAGAAGGGAUCGCCUCGAUCUCUACACGUGCCGGCGUGGCGACGACGGCCAACGCUGCAUCUUCGUCUUCAAGAGCUAGCGAGGGCACGAGACGGUUGCGGAUUGUUAGCAAUAGGUAGCUGUAGCCUUGGUUAGUUUCAUAUUUCUUCCGUCUCAUAUUAAGUGACUUUUUAUUACAUGUAUCUAAACAUUUUUUUAACAUAGAUACAUCCAUGUUUAGGCAAACUUGAGUCAACAUGAUAUGGGAGGAGUAGCUGUUUUAAUUGA
Molecule: messenger RNA, 848 nt
Organism: Brachypodium distachyon (stiff brome)
Lineage: Eukaryota; Viridiplantae; Streptophyta; Magnoliopsida; Poales; Poaceae
Exons: 1
Coding region: 223-660 (145 amino acids)
Source: RefSeq, a predicted model, not a curated record